CGCUUACGUCAAAGUGCAUGUGAUCUUGACAAGAGGUCAAAAAAGAUAAUUGGCUCCAGCAGAAAAAGUAAUCCUUUACAACUAAGAAACUGAUUUAAAAGACCUGAAGCCAUGAAUUUCCUACGUAGACGUCUCUCAGACAGCAGUUUUGUGGCCAACCUUCCCAAUGGCUACAUGAUGGACCUUCAAAGGCCGGAUAAUUCCACCAGCUCCCCAGUGUCACCAGCCGCAGAGAGGAAACAGCAGCCACAAACAGUUCCAACCUCAGCAUCUACACCCAGUUCCGGCCUCUUUAGCUCUUUCACCAACGCGGUAAAGCAAACCACUCAGGCAGCAGCUGGAUUGGUAGAACAGACAGGACCUCCUGCACCACCGGUGAUACUAAAGCCCAAGAUUCUUCUGGUGAUAGACGAUGCUCACACAGACUGGGCCAAGUAUUUCAAAGGAAAGAAGGUGAAUAAAGAGUAUGAGAUUCGGGUGGAGCAGGCAGAAUUCUCUGAGCUGAAUCUGGCAUCCUACGUAAACGGUGGUUGCAUGAUCGAUAUGCAGGUGGUUCGCAAUGGUACAAAAGUGGUCAGGUCUUUUAAGCCAGACUUUGUGCUGAUUCGCCAGCACGCUUACAGUAUGACUCUUGGGGAGGAUUUCCGGAGCCUUAUAAUGGGUCUGCAAUAUGGAGGCGUCCCCAGCAUGAACUCCCUGUACUCCAUCUACAACUUCUGCAGCAAACCAUGGGUGUUUUCACAGCUAAUAAAGAUCUACCAGAAAUUGGGCGCUGACAAGUUCCCCUUGGUGGAGCAAUCCUUCUUCCCUAAUCACAAGCAGAUGUUGACAGCACCAAGUUUCCCUGUGGUUGUGAAAAUGGGGCACGCGCAUGCAGGGAUGGGCAAGGUGAAAGUAGACAAUCAAUACGAUUUCCAGGAUAUAGCCAGUGUUGUGGCUAUGGCCAAAACAUAUGUGACCACUGAGCCUUUUAUUGACUCCAAGUAUGACAUUCGGAUCCAGAAGAUUGGGAGCAACUACAAAGCGUACAUGAGAACAUCGAUAUCUGGGAACUGGAAAGCAAACACCGGCUCUGCCAUGCUGGAGCAGAUUGCAAUGACAGACAGGUACCGGCUAUGGGUAGACUCCUGUGCUGAAAUGUUUGGAGGUCUAGAUAUUUGUGCAGUAAAGGCUGUUCACAGUAAGGAUGGCAAGGACUUUAUUAUAGAGGUGAUGGACAGCUCCAUGCCUCUGAUUGGAGAACAUGUGGAGGAUGAUCGUCAGCUUGUGGCUGAUCUCGUGAUCACUAAGAUGACCCAGCAAGUUCAGAUGAAGCCUGCAACUACAUCUCCACCCAGACCCCAGCCACAGCAGAUGCAGCCACAGCCAUUAAAGCCACAGAUGCAACCACAGCCAGGACCACAGGGUGCAGGAGGGCUUCCUGCCCAACCAAGGCCUCUUCCACAAGGUGGACCCCGUCAGACUCAAGGUACCCCUCCUGCAAGAACAGGGCCACCUCCACAACAGAGGCUUUCUCCACAGGGCCAGCAGCCCCAGGCAUCACAGCCCACAUCUCCACAGCCGCAGAGGUCUACAAACUCUCCACACGUUUCUCAGCCUGCAAGUGGAACUCCUCCUAACCAGUCCCCAAAGCCUGGAAAUGCUUCUCCUCAACAACAAAGACCACCUGCCCAGGGUCAGGCACUGACCCAACAAGGAUCUUUGCCAACAUCCAAGCCACAGCAACCACCCCAUCCUCAUCUUAACAAAUCCCAGUCUCUGACCAACAACAUCAAUAUCUCAGAUCCUUCUCAGCGUGGAGGUGGAAAUGAAGACGAAGCAAAGGCAGAAACCAUCCGUAACUUGAGGAAAUCCUUUGCCAGCCUCUUCUCAGACUAAUCACAGCUGUCUUUCCCUAAACAUCAGCCUUUGUGGUGACAGUAAUAUCUUCCAGCCGUCUAUUCCCAGUACUACUUCAUACCCUAAAGGCAGCAGAUCAAGCCCUGUAAACAUCCGUCAUACAGAUUAAUAAUACAGAAAACAAAACUAUUUUUAUCACCAAGAAAAAAUGCCCUAGGACACUUAACUGUCUUCUUUUGGUUUUCUGUCUACAGACCAUGUACCACCAAUACCAGCUAAUGCCUCAAGGCACAUAAAGCUGCUUUCCUACUUAACUUUAGCAAUGGCAAAGCAUUGUACAGCGGAGUUGUCAGCAUCAUUACUUGGUUAUCUAAUGAUUGGAUAAACCAUUUUAUGGACCUUCUUCUCCUUUGAAAUACCAAUAGAAAGUGCACUAAUAUAUUGACCAAGAUCUGAGCCCACCAAUGAAAAAAAAAACUAUGCAUCUACUAGUUUUGCCUUCAUGCCAUCCUAUCAGACAGCAGAAUAACUAGGUCCCUAGUUUAUUUUUGCAGCAUACUAACUACCAGAUGUUUGCCUAGCUUCAUGUGAUGACAUCAGAUAUAACUGAAGGUGUAUUUUUGAUUACUUAUAUGCAAGACUGAACAUUUAAAACUAUAAGAACCUGAUGAGCCAUCUCUUCCAAACCAUUGUAUUUACAUGACUGUCUUCUUUCAGUGCUAGCCAUAGUCCCAGAAUGCUGCAAUUAUCCAGCUAUACCAUAUCAGAGAUUAUCCUUUCUACUACUGACAAUUACACAAUUUAACCCAUUACUACCAGUGCAUUUACUUGUGAUAUGAAUGUACUUUUUGUUUAUCUAGUCUAACCUCAGUGUUAUUCCUUGUUCUACAAGAAUAUCAGAGGCACUGCUAUUAAGCAGAAGCAAAACUAUUAGGUAAUAAUAAAGACCAUUGGCUGAUCAUCAGUCUCAUAUCACUAAUAAAAACACAUAAAAAAUGUAGAUCACAAUUUCCCAUUUUCCUAACAGCCAGUAGUGAAUCAUUUUAUGAAACUAAAUGCGUAGGUGUUUAUUGAGGCGAGCUAUACACCUGCUUAAUACAUAUUUUGCACAAGUAAAAUGUGAUUCAUUACAUUUGGCAUGCACAGAGGUAGAUCACAUGUGCACGUUAAAAAAAGGUUAAUAAAUCUAGUCUCACUAA
Bombina bombina (fire-bellied toad) is the source of this 3038-nucleotide messenger RNA. It is a transcript of the gene SYN3, whose product is annotated as synapsin III. Gene Ontology annotation, biological process: neurotransmitter secretion. Gene Ontology annotation, cellular component: synaptic vesicle membrane; synaptic vesicle. Bases 112 to 1878 code for a protein of 588 amino acids. The transcript is spliced from 13 exons. Lineage: Eukaryota; Metazoa; Chordata; Amphibia; Anura; Bombinatoridae. The record is from RefSeq and is a predicted model, not a curated record. Gene Ontology annotation, molecular function: ATP binding.